Xyrichtys novacula (pearly razorfish) is the source of this 9989-nucleotide messenger RNA. The record is from the annotation of a GenBank genome assembly. NCBI's taxonomy places the organism in Eukaryota, Metazoa, Chordata, Actinopteri, Labriformes, Labridae.
AUGGAGCAGUCUGCAGAGACCUCUGAUCCCUCAUCACUGACCUUCUGUUAUUUCAGCCACCAGAGGAACCUCAAUGGAAACAAGUUGAGCACGUUCCCCCCACGGUAAACAUUAUCCUUGACGCAUUAGUGGCCCGGGAGCGGAGCAGGGUGGGCAGGUGGGGGCACGAGCAGCGAUGAGGAGGCAUAUAUUUUAAAAAAGGACAAACUCAGACCACCAGUGGGUCAUAAUCCAUCAUGUAAACAGAGGUAUCUCCUGAAACGCUUUAAUCUACGCCUCCGUGAAAAGCCUGUCUACUGUGGCACUGUGCGCGCUGAAAUCUGUAAUUUCAGAGAUUUGUGCCAUCCUGAAAAGGUGGGAAAACUACGAAGAAAAGGAGGAAAAGAAGGUUUCCCUCCAGUCUCAGGCCUGCAGCAGAGCUAUAUGUGCUGCAACAAACACUGAGGAAAGCUCUUUGUGUACAUUUUUGGCCCCUUCGGUGUUUUAAUGUCAGUGGAGGGGUUUUCAACAAUAUUUCCUAAUUGCACGAACGUGCACGAGCGCCGUUUGAUGUUCACACGCACGCUAAUCCCUUCAGGUUGCGCAGAGAUGAAGGUCAGUCAUGCGCCGUGGCCUUUCUAAAAUAUUACUCGAGAAAACCCAAAGCAUGUGUCAAAACGGGGAGAGGGAGAGAGAGUGAAGGCGCAAAGUUAUGGCGUGUGUUUGUUUCUCGUGUCGGGAAGCAACAAAUCUUUCCUACUCCUUUUUGCAAGAGGAGUCUGCGUGCAGCGCGUGCACGUACGCAGAGUCAAAAAAUAAGAAAUAUUCCUCCACAAAGGAAGUAACCUUUAGCCUGAAAUGUAACUGCUCAAAGUUCAGGACAUAAAUUUAUUUUUUUGUAUCACUUCAGAGUUCUGGAUGUUUUUACGCACCAAGUGCGUAAUUGGAAAACAAAGGCAACAUCUGUCCUCUCCAGUGCAAGGCUAAAUGCAAAUUAACUUGCUGUCAGGUUUAAAUGAAGUAGGAGAAAUCUGUGACUUUAUACCACACUCGAUACUGGAAUUAUCGUAACAAUUAAAAAAAAUAAAACACUGAUAUUCAAAAUAAAAUUGGCACAAGGGAUAAAUCUGCAGAAAGUGGCUGUUUGUUUUUUAGAAUUCAAGGCCGGACACAUGCUUUCUAAAAGUCGUAACACGUUCGUCUUUGGUCACCGUAGUUUCAGCAUAAAUUCAUCCCAGUGAAAAAAAAUAUUUUUAUCCUAUUUUAUAAAGUGUAGCCUAUGAAACUUGAUGCGUAAAGGAGGAUUAAACACGGGCGAAAGAUGAAGGAAUAAGGUGAUAAUCUUCAAGCGCACAAAGAUACAAUUUACAAAAACAUUACCCUGCAAAUUACAUUACUCAAAACCAAUCAUUCAUUUCCUCCCAUUUCCUUAAUGAUGCCAUUUAAAAGGUCAAGAUGAAGGCUGGUGAAGUGGAGCGUAAAGCCACCUAAACUCAUGGUUUCCACCUUUUUGUUUUCAUAACAGAAAUUGGAGGUUGUUUUAUUUUGAAAGGAUAAAUCUUUGCCAUAAAACAACCAGAAUUUAAUUAUACAGUUUUUUCUGAUUCACUUGUCGGGGAUAAGGUGUGCGUUUGGUGAUAAUAGCUGUAUAUUUAUCCGUUUUUGUAGUAUUUGAAUGUCAUUAGCUGGAGCAUUUACGCAUCAUUUUCAUGACAGCACAAUAACCCCAGAUCUGAUCCAAAGUCUAGAUACAGCAUUAUACUCACCCUAUCUGUCUCAAUAACAAAAGCAUUCAUGGUGGUAUAUCCCAUUGUUUUCUGAUGGGAGACAGCAGGACGACGACGAGGAGGAGGGGGGGAUCUCUGUGGACUUGUCAUGUCAAACUUUUGGACCAAUCACAGCACGUGUCUGCACAUUCUCAAACUUCCACUCCCGAGCUGAGCCAAUCAGUGGAAGAGAAGCGCUGGAAGUCCAGCCUCCCGAUUUCAACAGAUUGAAAUGUAAGCCUGUCUCCAGUGCCGUCAGGAAACAGAUCGAGAAUUUUGUCCCUCUUGUUCCUUAUCGCACAGGACGAUUCCUUUGGACGCGGAUUUGGAAGGCGGACACGCUGGACGCGGAGCAGGACCCACGCAGAAGGCACAACGCGGAUACCUUAUUCUUCGUUUGCGGCUUUAACGCGAUGGGUGAGUCCAAAGUUGGAUCGUUUUUUUCUUCUUGUCAGGGAUGCAGCAAGCAGCGAGCGGUCCAACAGCCAAGGUGGGGAAAGUUUAGCGAGAUAUUGUCUGAGUGAGAUGUUUUGACGGCUCAGAUUUAUUGCUGAUCCGGAGGGAAAGGGACCGGCAGACUGAACUGUUCCAUGUGUCUGUUACGCACCAGUUUUGUUGUUGACCACUGAACAUCCGCGUGAAGUUUAACCUCUGUGCACGACAGCUAUCAGUCAGCUAUGUGUUAGUACUUUAGAGACAAACAUUAUAUUUAAGUCAGUGUGAUAAUUUGCUGUUUUAGUCUUCACUCUUUCAUUGCGGAACACUUGAAGCUGAAAAAACACCGUGCGUAAAGAUGGUUUAUUUAAGAUCAACUUUGAAGAUAAAUUAAAGAGUUUCGACAACAAAGUGAUCAAAUCAAGACUUUAAAUUAAGAUACUAAAUGUGGUUUAUCAAUUAUUACUUUGAUUGAUUGUGUGUUUGUGUAUGGGGAUUUCUGGGCCUUAUUUGUGUGCUGGUUUAACCCGGGUCUAAGCAGCCUGUGGUGGGCCUUGCUUUAGUAACCUAAUCGCUGUCUCAUUGUUCUGCCCUUGUGUGUGUGUGUGCGUGUGUGUGUUUUUCUUUCUGUCACCAGAGCCAGCCUUCGGUGAGGUGAACCAACUCGGCGGGGUUUUCGUGAACGGCAGGCCGCUCCCCAACGCCAUCCGGCUCCGGAUCGUGGAGCUGGCCCAGCUCGGGAUUCGACCCUGUGACAUCAGCAGGCAGCUGCGCGUCUCCCACGGCUGCGUGAGCAAGAUCCUGGCCCGCUACAACGAGACCGGCUCCAUCCUCCCGGGGGCCAUCGGGGGCAGCAAGCCGAGGGUCACCACACCCACCGUGGUCAAACACAUACGGACAUACAAGCAGAGAGACCCGGGGAUUUUUGCCUGGGAGAUCCGGGAUAGGCUACUCGCAGACGGGGUGUGCGACAAGUUCAACCUGCCCUCCGUUAGCUCCAUCAGCCGGAUCCUGCGCAACAAGAUCGGGAAUCUGACCCAGCAGAGCCAGUACGAGUCCGGCAAGCAGGCGCCGCAUCCACCACCACAACCAACAAUACCCUACAACCACUUAUACUCUUACCCGACCUCCAAAGUGCCCACUCCCCCCGGCAUGCCCACCCUCCCUGGACACAUGGCCAUGCACAGGAUAUGGCCCUCGUCGCACUCCGUAACAGAUAUUCUGGGGAUACGGUCUAUUACAGAGCAACAAAGUAAGCAUGGCCGCACGGAGGGCGGUUGCAUUUGUUUAUUGCACUACAUUUAAAGAACUUCUUGAAGGGGUUUUGCGCGCAAGAGUGAGAAUGAGCGUGUGUUUGGAGAGAGUGUGGGUUUGCAUUUCACUUUGAGUCUCUUACAGGCCUCUUUAAGUCACUGUUUAGCAUGUUCAACUCACAGGCCUCUGCGGAGGGAGAGAGCUUGACCUGCCUGCUGAUAUUGAUUUGAGAGGGAGGCAGCUAGGUCAGAAACAGAUGGUCCGGCUUGCAGUAAUAAUUAAGCGGCGGAUGUGGAAUAUUAGAGGGACAGCGGAGGGGAAAGGCGGUGAGAUGAAGUGCAUCAGAAUGAGGUGUGCUGAAUGUUUGCCAUGAGCUGCAGCCAGACAUUUUGUGCAGCAGGGAGAGGUCUCGUAUUAGGACGAGUUUUUUUCCCCUGUCUUUGCUGCAUGUGUGAUGUUUGUCGUUCACAUGCAGGUAUAGAGGCCCUCAUAGCUUUUGGCUCGCACUCAACGAGACCACAACUGUUUUGGAAACAGUGAAACAGGAUCCGGCAUAAAUCAGUGUUAAUGGUCGGCUCGGUGUUGUGAAAGGGAUUUUCUGAGAGCUUGUUUUCCAGAAGCAGGAGGGGGAAGCGCUGUCAGUCCUGCUGCAGAGCGGGCCUAGCUGUCAGGAUUCAUGGCUGCUCUCCACUUCCACGGCCACGAGAAUAAUCCAAAGCAAAGACAGUUUUAAAGUAGAUGUGAGGGAGAUAUACACAAGACAUCCGGCUGCCUUUGUAAACAAUUUAGGGCCCUCUAAAUUUAAGCAGAUGUUUGUUGCAGAUUUGUACGUGUUACUUAAAAAGUCCUGCAAUUACAAAAAUAUUCAGAAUUUCUUGCACAAUGGCGGGUAAAGUCAAGACAGUGUGUGCAAGGAUAAUAUCCCAAACUGUACUGCAGUUUUACGCGUAUACGGACACAUUGGUAAAAAUGAACAUGGAAGCACAAAAACGCACAAAUCGCGUAUUUCCUCGCGGAUGUGUCGACAUAUAUAACGUGCCAUUCUUGGUGUAAACGUUGGGGAUCGCGUGUUAGCUAUAUCAUGUCCAUUACUCUCGUAAGUAGGGGGACGUUGUGCGUAAAUCUAAUUUGCCUCUCGCAGGAGGACGAUACGGUGGGUCUGAAACGCCCCUGACCCACCAGAGAGCCGUGCCAAAUCCAAAUGGGACUCAAUCUGAGCUUCAUCAUUUCAGUUUAAACGCAUUUACACUAAGACACGUGGGGACACAAUGAGGGUUUCCCGUAUUUUUUAAAUAUUAUACGUUUUUUGCUCGUCUUUAAGGAGAAUUAUUUUCGAUUAAACAUAAUAACUCCAACAAGAAAACCUCUUAUUGGAGAAGUUUCAUGUUAUUUAAAUACGUUACCAAAUAUAGAAGUGAUACUUUAGUUUUGAACUUUACGCACAGGAAGGCGCGCGUAAAACCUGCCUCAGAAGCGUGCUGCAGUGAAUGUCACCGGGUUAAUGGUCUCGUGCAGCCUGGUUAACCUGGGCCUGAUGAGUGCACGAGCAGUAAGCGGCCUGUGCUGUUCGUUUUUUUUCUCUUUAUCUCAAGAUCUCCUCUCUGACUUUCCUCUCCUCUCUUUCUCUUUUACUUCCCCCAGUUAGUGACAGUCCAUCCUUUCCCAGCACCAAACUAGAAGAAUGGAGCGCUAUAAACAGGACUAAUUUCCCUCCAGCAAGCUCUGCACUAGUCAAUGGCGUGGAUAAACCGCAUUUAGAACCUGAAGCAAAAUACACACAGGUAAAAAUUAAUACUGGACACCUUUUUAUUUAUUGUAGCUUCAACAAAAGUGAAAGGAGUUGAUCAAAAGUUCUGAAAAUCUGGCUGAACUCAAGUCUUGAAUAUUUUAUAUUUGAGUAAUUAUGUGGUUUGGAAAUUUCCUCCUUUCACAGCAUUAACGCGACCCUUCUGCUGGUUAUAUGUGGCACGAUAAUACACUAAUAUAUCAUCAUUUUGGCUGCUCAGGGCGCACUGUCUCUGCUCUAUGGUCAGUGCUUUAAUGAAUCAUCUGAGUGUGAAUUAUUUCAUAGCCAUAAGGUUAAGGGGAUUUGGAUCGUCGACUUCCUCUUGCUUCCCAGCUUGGUUUGGUGGCUUCUCUGAAAUGAUUGUUGGGUAUUUUAACACUCAGAAAGUGAAUGGAGCCAUAAAAAAAGUCAGAAAACUAAAGCACGGUCUGUUUUGAGUUUCCUGUAGCAGCAUAGGCCUGCAGUGUUUGAAAAGUUGAGUUUCAGUACUUCUGCCAAUCUAUAAGCAGACUUAGAACCAUGACAUUAAAUAUAUACUGGGAGAGCUGCAAACUAGAUUUUUUUUCUAUUAGGGUGUAUUACGAUGUAUAACUAAUAUUAUCUGAAUUAUCUGCAGGCCUAAAAAUUUUGGGCUUUUACUGUAAAUUACUCGAGCAACAAUUGGACGCGAUACAGAUGGAUAAAUCAGUGUUCAUACACCCAGACGCCCAUUUUCUCACUCAGUGGUUACUUAAAAUUAUUAAUAUGUAGUGUGCAUUAGUUCUCUUAAUUUCAAACAAUUCUAUUAAUUUAUUCUGAUUUUACGUGUUUUAUCAGCUGUAGGUUAUUUUUUAUUCAAACGUAAUGAUUCUGUUUUUGUAAAAGUUUUUCAAAGGCUUUUAUUUUUUAGGAGACCACAAAGAUAUCAUGUUUGUACGCGCGCUUGUUUUCUCUAAUUUUGACAGGGCGUCUAAUUCUCGGUACAAGCAAAAACGUAAUUUCAAGGGUUAGGGUUAUUUGCUUUUUCUGUUCAUCGGGGGGUAGUUUUCAUGCUUCUUACUCUGGUUGUGAGAUUAGCAGAAAUUUCAGCACCAAUUGGACAGAGUGAAGAGCCUGAGCCAAACAGCUCGAAAAAGACACAAGUGAGCCAUUAAAUGUAGAAAAUAACAACUCAAUAAAUUACAGAGUUUACAGCAGGAAAAACAAAGCAUGGAGCAGAGGCUACAUAGCAGCCUGCUGAGAUUUUAUACCAGACCUGAUCUUUUAUUUGUUACACACUCUGACUGAAAAGCAAAAAUGUCAUGUAGGAGUUGUGCUCUACUUUGAAAGUCGCUGUCUUUUGUCUGUUUUUAAGCUAAUUCUUACAUGUCUUUAGCGCUGACUGUCAUUUGAGCUCAUUCAAACGGGCCUACCGAAUUUUAAGUUUUUAAGGCGGUUUAUUUUUUUUGGAAAACUCUGGCUGUUUCUAUCAGAAGGCCAAACGCUGCAGUUCUGUGGCCUGUUGACGCUCUUCAGAGGGCAGGAGCGUUCAUGGGAUUCAGGUCUCUAUUUUUCUGGACGUCAAAGAAAAAGAAGAAAAAGGAAGAGUAGACUGUCAUUAAAAAAAUAUUUACAUCACGAGCUAGCAGCGAGCGCGACGGUUCGGAGAGGAUUAGGUUUAAAUUUCGUAAAAAAAAAAAUCUGUAAAACUUCACACAUAUUUCUAUUUAUUAGUAACAUUUUUGAAUUGUUGACGGUUUAACCGUCAAAUUCAAACAUUCGAAUGUUUAACGGUUGAUUCGAAUUUUUGAAAAAGAUCAAGGCGUUAAAGAAUCCGCGUGAGCUGGAAUCAUUUGAUUGACUGACUCCAUGCUACGCUGCUGUCGUCAUUUUGUCUCUUUUGACUCGUGCCCAACGAUUUUAAAAGCAGAAAAACUUUUUAAAAAACUUCGAAAAGAAAAGAGAAAAUGGACCUGUUUUGUUUGAAACUAUCAGACUGACUUAAAAACAUUUUUGUAUUGUUUUAAUUAAGCGAAUUCUCAGUGUUUUACAUAUUUUUCUAAAUGUGAUAUGCUGAUUUUGUCAUAUUUACCACGUUUUAACAUUUACAGUGAACUCUGAAUUUUAAGACAUAGGCUGCAGUGUGUGUCUGUAGUUCAACAGCAUAUUUAGUAUAGGCUUUUCAACCCUACUUCAUAUAAUGAAAGAAAGAGUGGGCAAACUUAUAGUAACAUCCAAACAAAGUCUGCAUUGUGCUUUAAGCCUAUACCAUAAAUCCAUCCUUCUUUUGUAAACAUUAUGUUGACUUUGUGUCACACAACUCUGUGGUCUUUUUGGAGUUUUAUGUAGUUAGUCUUCUUAUAGUGGAGUGCUCUGUUCUGAAAGUGUUUCCUGUCAUUUUGUAGGGAUACUCCAUGUGUGUUUGGACGAAUCUACACAGUGUACAUUGCUGUACGUGUGUAUAUAUGCUGUUGUUGUGUUAGAGUGUGUCAGAUGGGGUGCUUUGCAUUAGGGGCUGAUGUAAUUAUUGUUGGAAAAUGUUCAGGCUGAUUUUAAAGAAGAAAAAAAAGUUGGUUUAAAGCCAGUGUGGAUGUUUGUAAAAUAGGUUUCAGCAAUUUCUGAGCAGAGUGAAGACGUACAGACACCCAAAAUCAUAGACAGACACCCACCAAGUCACCCACAGUCACCCAGGACAGACCCACAGACACCAACAGGAACAGGUUUCUCUCUAUACUUAUGUUUUAUAAGCACCACAAUGUCAGCUCAGACUUAGAGGAUCAUAUUUCUUAUUUCCUUGAGUCAGUGAAAGUGAGUCAAAGAAGAUCCAAAAUUUUGAAAUAAUUCUCAGUAGUCUCAGACCACCCAGGAUCAGAAAUUCGGCCUCCCUGCUGAAAAGCUUUGGUGAAUUCCUCGACUUAAGUCCUGUCGCUGUGCCAGAAAAGCAAAAGCCCAUUCAUGCUCUGAACACUGCUCUCCUCGCUCUCUAUCAUAUUUCUCCUCUUCCUGCGCUUUCACUCUCAAUCUUUCCUGACAUCUGUUUUGUGGCGCCCCCCCAAAACACCCUGUCUCCCAUCGUCUGACGUUGGACAUCAACGCCCGCUGAGGAAAAUGCCUACUUAUUAUUUUUUUGAGGCAGAAAACAAGCCUCAUAGACGGCAGGCCAAUCAUGCAUGCAUGGUUUUUAUAUGCUUAAUAUGUUCCAGGGGCAUGAGAGCGCAUAAUUGAUCAGUCAUACUUUCAUCAAAAUUGGGAAAAUGGGUUUUUAUGUGGUGGCUGUGAAGCCAGGGUUUCAAUUUCUGCUGUUUAUAAUACAACCUACAUAUGUGUAGCUUUUACUCUGGCUUUUUUUCCUUCAUAACUCAGCUGCAUGUGUGCAAUAUCAACAAAUAAUAGAGCCAAUAAUGAUUCAAAUUGGCAAAUUGUUUCUCUUCUCUUUGUUUUGAAGAGAAAUGGCAGAAGUUAAAUGCUGAAAAUGUGGUAAAUAAAGCAGGAUUAGCUCAAAAAAAGGAAAUAAUUCUGAAGAUAGAGAUAUUUCAUUCAGAAUGGCAGCUCUAAAUCUUUCUAAGCCGUGUUGCUAAUCGCUGCAUGCAUUGCUCACAUUGUUGCUUUUGCUUUCUGUUUUUUUCCCCUCACAAGUUAGCUGCUAAUGCACACGAGCACAGAGUAACUUGAUUUUCUGAGGGUUUUGAGAGAUGAGUCUUAAAACUGUGUUAAAUAAAGCAGGGGGCCCUUCAAUGAAAGUUUGCUGUCAAGUUUUAGGUGACUAAUGCAGAUCUUACACGUGGAUAUUGUUUUUUUAAGAAUGCUUCCCCUCACAGUGCUUGCAGCGUUGGUUUCCUUUUUUCUAAAAACAGUUUUUUUUCUAGUGUCAGCUGCUAGUGUGCAGAAUCACACUUGUAAAAAAAUUGUUGACAAUUUCGGAUAGAAAUGAUCAUUUUGAAAUACCAAAAACUGCAGUUUUCUAAGCAGAGAGGCCCUAAAGCUAAAUUAAUCUGAGUUUCAGAUAUGUAACAGAUUUAGUAUUCCUCACCAUAUCACCUUUUCUGUUGUUAAAGUGAAUUGUUUUACUGUAGUAAUUUGAUUUGUAAUGUAUUUUCUCAUAACCUGGUUUCCUGUGUUCAGAAUUGUACUGUACAUUUAAUCUCUUCUGUUGCAAUAUUUUUUGACAAUAUAAUUUUAACCUGCCAAUAUCCUCCAGUGACUUUUUUUACCCUUUCAACAAAGAUGCCUGUGAGCUGAAUGACAAAAUGUUGAUUUAUUGCAGUUAUGCUUUGAGUAAUAAUUUCUUUUUCAGCUGUUGUGUUUCAAAAGUAAGAUUGAUUAAGGUUAGCUGUUCUCUAAAGUUGAUAGCAGAACCCUCAAUAAUUUUGCCUUUUCUCCAUUAAACUUAUUUAAUUUUGUGAAGAUUCAAAAAAUUACAUUUAAAAAAAAUCAUGUCAGAUUUUUUCAGUUCUGAGAAAAACAACAAAAUGAAACUGAAUUUUUUUUAACUUUACACACCUGACACUGACUUCUAUCUUCUGUAAUUUUGGUGUAUUUUCCCUUUUUUCCCCCAGACGCCGAGUGGAUUGCCCACAGUGAACAGCUAUGUCACAGCACCCAGCAUCCCUCCCUACCACCCUCCCACCCAAGUGUCACCCUACAUGGGGUACAGCGCCACCACCUCGGCCUAUGUGACCGGACCCACAUGGCAGCCGGCCAGUGGCAGUGCUCUCUCUCCCCACAGCUGUGACAUCGCCGCCCCGCUGGCCUUCAAGAGCAUGACAGCCGGCCGCGACGCCCUCCACCCUGUCACCGCCUCGGUGCUGUGA